AUUAACUUAUCUUCCUCUUUGGUGUUCAUAUUGAGACGAUCUUGACUUGUAAUAGAACUCACAUUAAGCAGGACUUGCUAUAGAGUUUUGUUUCAUCAUUACCUUUAAGUUGAUUUCUUCUUAUACAAUUUCAAAUUCACUCAUAAUUUCACCUAAUUUUCAUCUAUACCAUCCAUGUCUUCCUUUAUUCCCUCUUCUGCUAAUUCAAAGAGUGAGAGGUACAAUGUGUACUUGAGUUUCUGUCACCAAGACGCAGCCUCUUUUGCUACCGGUAUCUAUACAGCUCUUAAUAGAAAAUCUCGGUUUCAUGUUUUCUGGGAUGAUGAGAAGCUUGGAAGCGGUGAUCGAGGAAUACCAACCUCAAUUUUGAAUGUUAUAGAAGAUUGCAAAGUUGCUGUAAUAGUAUUUUCAAGAAAUUAUGUUAAUUCAAGAUCGUGUCUUCAAGAAUUUGAGAAGAUAACCGAGUGUUGCCUAACCACAAGUGGUCUUAUUGUUCUUCCAGUACUCUAUGAUGGUCUCAAUCACUAUUCCUCAUUUGGAACAGUUGAAGAGACUUUUCAUGAUUUUGUGGAUAGAAUCUGGAUAAAGGAAACAACCUCCGAAGAGAAAGAUAAGUUUAUGAGUUGGGUGGCAGCCGUCACGAAAGCUACCACAUAUUCAGGAGUAAUUGAUUUCGCGGACAGUUAUGGAAGGGAGUAUGUUGUGGAUGUUGUGGAAAGUGUUACUCGUACGGUAAACAAGAAGAGAGACCUUUUUGGUGCUUUCUAUACAGCAAGUGUAAAAUCUGGUGUGCAAGAUGUGAUUCACCUGUUGAAACAAUCAAGAAGUCCUCUCCUAAUAGGGAUAUGGGGGAUGGCAGGGAUCGGUAAAUCAACCAUUGCCGAAGCCAUUUAUAAUCAGAUUGGUCCUUAUUUUGAGCACAAGUACUUGCUUGACGACGUCAGGGAAGUUUGGAAAAGAGAUGGAGGCCUAGUUUCUUUUGAUGGUCCAGUUUCUUUACAAGAGAAACUUCUUUCUUAUAGGGGCAUACCAACUGAAAUAAAGAUAGGUACAAUUGAAUCAGGAAAAAAUAUUUUAAAAGAAAAACUUCAUAAUAAAAGGGUACUUCUUGUACUUGACAAUGUUGAUAAGCUGGAGCAGUUAAAGUCUUUGUGUGGAAAUCGGGAUUGGUUUGGUCCAGGUAGCAAAAUAAUCAUCACUACCAGAGAUAGGCAUCUACUCAAGGAGCACAGAGUUGACCAUAUAUAUAAAGUGAAAGAAUUGGAUGAAAGUGAAUCAAUUGAACUUUUUAAUUGGGCUGCAUUCAACCAAGCAACAACUUCUCGAGAAGGUUUUGGUGAACUUUCAAGACAAUUAGUUGCUUAUUCUAGGGGAUUGCCUCUUGCUCUUAAAGCACUUGGGGGUUUUUUGCAUGGAAAAGAAGUACUUGAGUGGAAACGUGUGUUGAGGAGUCUUGAAACAUUUUCCUUUCCAGAUCAAGAAAUACUACAAGUUCUAGAAACAAGUUUUGCUGAUUUGAGUGGUGAAGAGAAACACAUAUUUCUUGAUAUAGCAUGUUUCUUUAAUAGGAUGGACCAAAAUGAUGUACUCCAUACCUUAAAUAGGUCAACACAGUGCUCAGCUCUUCUAAUAAGUCUCCUUGAAGACAAGAGCCUUGUAACCAUUGAUGAGAAUAACAAGCUUGAAAUGCAUGGUCUUCUACAAGCCAUGGCAAGAGAUAUCAUUAAGAAGACUGAUCAGCCGAAGCUGUACGAUGUGUUCUUGAGUUUUAGAGGGGAAGACAGCCGUGCAAAGUUCAUGUCACAUAUCUUUUCAUCUCUGCAAAAUGCAGGGAUUCAUACUUUCAGAGAUGAUGAUCAGAUUCAGCGAGGAGAUCAAAUCUCAGUCUCACUGUUGCGAGCAAUCGGACAAUCUAGAAUUUCCAUCAUUAUUUUGUCUACAAAUUAUGCUAAUUCCAGAUGGUGUAUGCUAGAGUUGGUGAAGAUAAUGGAAAUUGGUAGAACUAGGGGUCUGGUGGUUUUGCCAGUGUUUUAUGAGGUAGAUCCCUCAGAAGUACGUCAUCAGGAAGGUCAGUUUGGAAAAUCUUUUGAAGAUCUUAUCUCAACAAUCUCAGUGGAUGAAUCCACAAAGAGUAAUUGGAAAAGAGACCUCAUUGAUAUUGGCGGCAUAGCAGGCUUUGUACUCAAAGAUUCCAGGAAUGAAAGUGCAGAUAUCAAGAAUAUUGUUGAACAUAUCACCCAUUUGCUAGAUAGGACAGAGUUAUUUGUUGCCGAACAUCCAGUGGGUGUACAACCUCGUGUGGAAGCUGCAACUAAGCUACUAAACAUCCAAUAUUCAGAAGAUGUUUCACUUCUUGGGAUCUGGGGAAUGGGGGGAACUGGAAAAACUACCAUUGCCAAAGCCAUUUAUAAUCAAAUUGGGAACAAAUUUGAGGGGAGGAGCUUCCUUCUGAAUAUAAGAGAAUUUUGGGAGACAAAUAUUAAUCUAGUUUCUCUACAACAACAACUUCUUUGUGAUGUUUACAAAACUACGACAUUCAAGAUACGUGACAUAGAAUCAGGGAAAAAUACAUUGAAAGAAAGACUUUCCCAGAAUAGGGUACUUAUUGUGCUUGAUGAUGUGAAUGAAUUGGACCAAUUAAAGGCUUUGUGUGGAAGCCGUGAAUGGUUUGGUCCGGGGAGUAGAAUUAUCAUCACAACGAGAGAUAUGCAUCUUCUUAGAUCGUGUCGAGUUGAUGAAGUGUAUACUAUAGAAGAAAUGGGAGAUAGUGAAUCUCUUGAGCUUUUCAGUUGGCAUGCAUUCAAUCAACCAAGUCCUACAAAAGAUUUUGCUACACAUUCAACAGAUGUGAUUGCUUAUUCUGGGAGAUUGCCUCUAGCACUUCAAGUCCUUGGUUCCUAUUUGUCUGACUGUGAAAUAUCAGAAUGGCAGAAAAUGUUGGAGAAACUCAAAUGUAUUCCCCAUGAUCAAGUACAGAAGAAACUGAAAGUCAGCUUUGAUGGUUUAAAAGAUGUAACAGAGAAACAAAUAUUCCUUGAUAUUGCUUGUUUCUUUAUUGGAAUGGACCGAAAUGAUGCAAUACAAAUAUUAAAUGGGAGUGGAUUUUUUGCUGAUAUUGGAAUUAAAGUCCUUGUAGAGAGAAGCCUUGUAACUGUUGACAAUAGGAACAAGCUUAGAAUGCAUGAUUUGUUAAGAGACAUGGGACGACAAAUAGUUUAUGAGGAAUCACCAUUUGAUCCCGAGACGCGGAGUAGGUUGUGGCGGCGUGAGGAAGUAUUUGAUAUUAUAUCAAAGCAUAAGGGAACAGAAGCUGUCAAGGGACUGGCAUUGGAGUUUCCAAGGAAGAAUACAGUUUCUCUUAAUACCAAAGCAUUCAAGAAGAUGAAUAAACUCAGAUUGCUUCAACUUUCCGGGGUUCAGCUUAAUGGAGAUUUUAAAUACCUUUCAGGAGAACUUAGGUGGCUGUACUGGCACGGAUUUCCAUCAACUUACACUCCUGCAGAAUUUCAGCAAGGAAGUCUUGUUUCCAUCGAAUUAAAAUAUAGUAGUCUAAAACAAAUAUGGAAGAAGAGCCAGUUGCUAGAGAAUCUAAAAAUUCUUAAUCUGAGUCAUUCUUGGGAUUUGAUUGAAACCCCAGACUUUUCAUUCAUGCCUAAUCUUGAAAAGCUAGUACUCAAAGACUGUCCAAGAUUAACUGCGGUCUCCCGUAGCAUUGGAUCUCUGCAUAAACUUCUUCUAAUAAAUUUGACAGACUGCACAAGUCUUCAGAAACUUCCUAGAAGCAUAUAUAAAUUAAAAUCUCUAGAAACUUUGAUUCUUUCUGGAUGUUCCAAGAUUGACAAAUUGGAGGAGGACUUGGAACAGAUGGAAUCAUUGAAAACCUUGAUUGCGGAUAAGACUGCUAUAACAAAAGUGCCGUUUUCAAUAGUAAGAUUAAGAAACAUUGGAUAUAUUUCUCUAUGUGGCUUUGAAGGAUUUUCACGAGAUGUAUUUCCUUUUCUCGUUCGGUCUUGGAUGUCACCAUCAACUAAUGUAACAUCCCUAGUUCAAACAUCUACGUCAAAAUCAUCUCUUGGUACUUUCAAGAACCUUCUAAAGCUUCGAAAUAUUUUUGUAGAGUGUGGCUCAAAACUACAACUAACUGAAGAUGUAGCCAGAAUUUUGGAUGCAUUAAAAGCCACAAUUUGUCAUAAAUAUGAAGCAAAUCCAAGUGCAACUACAUCAGAAACCUCUGAUAUGUAUGCUACUUCUAUAAUUGAUGGUCAAGUUCGCAUUUCAGGGUCAAAUAAUUAUUUGAAAUCUCUCUUAAUUCAAAUGGGAACGAAAUGCCAAGUCUCUAAUAUUACCGAAGAUGAAAAUUUUCAGACUGCAGAGGCAUCCUGGGAUUCAUUUGUGCUCCCCUGUGACAACAAUUCUGAUUGGCAAACCUUCCGUUGCAAAGGCUGUUGCAUAAUGUUUGAUCUCCCAACAAUGAAGGGGCGUAACCUGAAGAGUAUGAUGUUGUUCGUCGUCUAUUACUCUUCCCCAGAAAGCAUAGCUUCAGAAGGAUGCCAAGGUGUGUUGAUCAUAAAUUACACAAAGGCAACCAUUCAGGCCUAUAAAAGAGACACACUAACCUCCUUCGAGGAUGAGGAUUGGCAGAGCAUAACAUCAAAUCUAGAGCCUAGUAACAAAGUAGAGGUUAUGGUUGUUUUUGAGGAGGGAUUCGUUGUACAGCAUACAGAAGUAUCGCUCUUAUAUGAUGAACCACUUGACAAAGAAAUGGAACACUGUUAUGUAGUUGAAGAGGAUGAUGUUAUUGUUUCUGUUUAUGACGAUAAGAAUGUCUCUGUCUCUAGUGGUGAUAAUAUUGAUGUGCCAGAAGAUUACAAUGCUAUCGGUCCAAUUCAAGAUAAAAAUAUAAGUGAAGAUAAGCACUGGCAUGCAGUGGAUAAGAAUGCUGUUGUUCCUGGUGAUGAUCAUUCCAUGGCAGCAAAUAAGAAUUACGCUGUGUCUGGUGGCGGUGUUGUGCCAGCAGAUAAGAAUGUGACCUUUUAUGCGGAAGAUGACAAUGUGAGUGAUAAUAAAAACGGGGAUGCGGUGGAAUAUGAUGCUAAUGGUUCUUGUAUAGCAGAUAAGAAUGUUGUUUCCGGUGGGGAUAAAAAUAGAUAUCUUAGAAUCUUCACCAAGCUUCCUUCACUUGUUCGUGCUGUUUUGAUCUCGCAGCCUUUCUGGUCUAGUUUGGUUGGCAUUCUGGUUUGGAUCACUUAUCGCCAUUUUAAGAAGAGAAGUCCAAACCUUUUUACAAGAUAUACACGAAGGUGUAAAUGGCUGGUGGAUUGUGCACAAAGGCUUGCUACUUACAAGAAGGGCAGCAAAGCCCAAUGUCAUCCAGUCACAUAGUUAAGGCAGUUAAUGCAGAGGUUUUCUCUUUGCACGGCACUGUUAUGAUAACAGCUCAAUGUGGUAUUUAAGUCACGAUACUCUCCCACCUAAAGGACAAGCCUUUUGGGAUCAAGUUAUAGCAAUUGGGCUUUCAUUGAGAGUUUGAUUCCGUACUGGAAGAGCUACUGUAGGCUGGAUUAAGGACCUUGGUUCUCUAAAGACCUUGAUCCGUAGACAGAAAACGAGAGGUCCUUAGAUCACGAUUACAUACAGAAUAUGGCAGUCUCUUUUGCUAAGAGGUGACCUAGAGAUGUACCAAAAGUUUCCACCUACCAUGUGAGGAGAUGUUGAUCCUGUUGGAUAAUGUGUCAUGCUUGCUGCAUCUACCGAACACCAGCAAUUUCAUCUCAGAUCUCAUCUUGUCCAGAAAGGUAUGCAUUUUAACAUAAAUUAAUAACUCAUGCAUAUUCCCAAACUCCAGGAUCUGGCCUUCCUGCAAAGGCAACAUAUGGUGGAUCAGCGAUAAUAGUUUCCUGUAAGUCUCAAGGGGACAACAUUAAAAUCCACAUCAAUAACCUAUGAUGUCAAACUGUAACAUUAUUAACCAACAUAUAUGGUCAUUAAGGGAAGGAAUCAAUGUUAUUGAACAAUUUUAGAAGUCAUGGUUUUGGUGGAGGUAUUUCCUUAAUCCGGCUUCCAGUUUUCCUUACUUUAGUUUGCCAUCAAAUGGUGUAAUAAUAUCUUGUAUUGUCUGAUCAUGUGCGGACCAAUUUACCCACCACCACCACACACAUGUGUUGACCACUGCUACAACCACUUAUAACCACCAGGUCCGUUCUUAAUAUUUUAUGGGUGUUGCAAAGUGCCUUCAAUUUGUGUUUUAGAAAACAGAGAAAUCGUGACACGAUUUCAUAGGCGUGUCACGAUUUUGCAAUGCCGUGAGCAUGUUUUGCAGGGUGUCCAAUCGUGACACGAUUUUGGGGAAAUGUGACACGAUUUUCGGUUUGCUGGGCAAGUUUUCAGGAUAAGGUUGGUCGUACAUUGGGUCGUACGCACCAAACGUGUCACGAUUUGGGAAAUCGUGACACGAUUUUGUCCGGUUCUGAACACAAUAUAUGCAUUCUUUGACCCAUUUGUUGGGUAAGCUUGGUAAAUCUCAUGGAAACCAAAGGAGGGAACUUUUAGGGUUUUAGAUACUAAAGGUUGAGGGUCUUUGGGUGAGGUUCAAAACUUUAAGAUGUGAAUCUUGGAGAACCAAAAGAGGGGGCUCUUGGGGAAAGGGUUGGUGCCUUUUGGAGAAGAUUCAUGGGGUUGGGAAACACAUGAGUGGAGAGUCAUUUCUGAGCAACUUGGGUGAGUCUUGUGAAACCAAAAGAGAAGAUCAUUAGUAAAAUCAAAGGCUAAAGGUUGUUUCUCUUUUUGGGGUUAGAUUCUAGAGUUGGGAAACAAUUGUAAACACCUUGGGAGAGUGAAAAUCAUGAGUGUCUUGUUCACUUGUGAGAUUGAAAAAAUGGGUAGAAAUUAAGGUUGUUCUUUGUGAACUUGUUGAAGCUAAUUUCUUGUAACUCAUUUGUAUCUCUUUGUAAGAACUCAUUGAUAGUGGAUUGGAGAGAUCAAUCUCUCAUCCAGAGUAGGUCAAGUUGGACCGAAUUGGGUGAACAUUUCUUGGUGUUGUUAUCUUUUCUUUACUCUCUUUAUCUUGUUUAUCCUUUUGUUGGAUUGUGGUUUUGCUA
Molecule: messenger RNA, 7097 nt
Organism: Medicago truncatula (barrel medic)
Lineage: Eukaryota; Viridiplantae; Streptophyta; Magnoliopsida; Fabales; Fabaceae
Product: disease resistance protein RPS6
Exons: 10
Coding region: 175-5382 (1735 amino acids)
Biological process (GO): signal transduction; defense response
Molecular function (GO): ATP hydrolysis activity; ADP binding
Source: RefSeq, a predicted model, not a curated record